Messenger RNA from Bubalus bubalis (water buffalo), 2298 nucleotides. It is a transcript of the gene PCK2, whose product is annotated as phosphoenolpyruvate carboxykinase 2, mitochondrial. The record is from RefSeq and is a predicted model, not a curated record. The coding region runs from base 130 to 2112 and encodes 660 amino acids. The transcript has 10 exons. NCBI's taxonomy places the organism in Eukaryota, Metazoa, Chordata, Mammalia, Artiodactyla, Bovidae. Gene Ontology annotation, biological process: cellular response to glucose stimulus; response to starvation; gluconeogenesis. Gene Ontology annotation, molecular function: GTP binding; phosphoenolpyruvate carboxykinase (GTP) activity; manganese ion binding. Gene Ontology annotation, cellular component: cytosol.
CUCCUUUUUAAGCGCCUCCCGCCUAGCCUGAGCUCCCGCUCUCGGCGCUGCUCCCUCGUUCCCCGCCUUCCUUAUCUCCCCGGCUCCGCUCGGUUCUCGCGGCCACCCCGCAGCCCCAGCGCAGGUGCCAUGGCCGCUAUGUACCGCCCCGGCCUGCGGCUUAGCUGGCACAGGCUGAGCCCCUGGGGUUGGUCGUCACGGUGUAGCAUCCAGACGCUGCGAGUCCUCAGCGGAGAUCUGGGCCAACUGCCUGCUAAGGUUCGAGACUUUGUGGAGCACAGUGCCCGCCUGUGCCAACCAGAGGGCAUCCACAUCUGUGAUGGGACUGAGGCGGAGAACACUGCCACACUGGCCCUGCUGGAACAGCAGGGACUCAUCCGAAAACUCCCGAAGUACAACAAUUGCUGGCUGGCCCGCACAGACCCCAAGGAUGUGGCACGAGUAGAGAGCAAGACGGUGAUUGUAACUCCUUCUCAACGGGACACGGUGCCCCUCCCGGCUGGUGGGGCCCGUGGGCAGCUGGGCAACUGGAUGUCCCCAGCUGAGUUCCAGCAAGCUGUGGAUGAGAGGUUUCCAGGCUGCAUGCAGGGCCGAACCAUGUACGUGAUUCCGUUCAGCAUGGGUCCCGUGGGCUCCCCACUGUCCCGCAUCGGAGUGCAGCUCACGGACUCUGCCUACGUGGUGGCAAGCAUGCGGAUUAUGACUCGGCUGGGGACACCUGUGCUCCAGGCCCUGGGAGAUGGCGACUUUGUCAAGUGUCUUCACUCUGUGGGCCAACCCUUGACUGGGCAAGCCCCUGACACCCUGAUGCCUGAUGCCCCUGCCAGCAGCCCCAUGAAUCCAUUGUCCCCAGGGGAGCCGGUGAGCCAGUGGCCAUGCAAUCCAGAGAAAACCCUGAUUGGCCACGUGCCUGACCAGCGGGAGAUCAUCUCCUUCGGCAGCGGCUAUGGUGGCAACUCCCUGCUGGGCAAGAAGUGCUUUGCCCUUCGCAUCGCCUCUCGGCUGGCCCGGGAUGAGGGCUGGCUGGCGGAGCACAUGCUGAUCCUGGGUAUCACCAAUCCAGCAGGGAAGAAGCGCUAUGUGGCAGCCGCCUUCCCCAGUGCUUGUGGCAAGACAAACCUGGCCAUGAUGCGGCCAGCACUGCCAGGCUGGAAAGUGGAGUGUGUGGGGGAUGACAUUGCCUGGAUGAGGUUUGACAGUGAUGGUCGACUCCGGGCCAUCAACCCUGAGAAUGGCUUCUUUGGGGUGGCCCCUGGCACCUCUGCCACCACCAAUCCCAAUGCUAUGGCCACAAUCCAGAGUAACACCAUUUUCACCAACGUGGCUGAGACCAGCGAUGGCGGUGUGUACUGGGAGGGCAUUGAUCAGCCUCUUCCACCUGGCGUCACCGUGACCUCCUGGCUAGGCAAACCCUGGAAACCUGGUGACAAGGAGCCCUGUGCGCAUCCCAACUCUCGCUUUUGUGCCCCGGCUCGCCAGUGCCCCAUCAUAGACCCCGCCUGGGAGGCCCCAGAGGGAGUCCCCAUUGACGCCAUCAUCUUUGGAGGCCGUAGACCCAAAGGAGUCCCCCUGGUAUAUGAGGCCUUCAACUGGCGCCACGGGGUGUUUGUGGGCAGUGCCAUGCGCUCCGAGGCCACUGCAGCAGCUGAACACAAAGGGAAGGUCAUCAUGCAUGACCCAUUUGCCAUGCGGCCGUUUUUCGGCUACAACUUUGGGCGCUACCUUGAACACUGGCUGAGCAUGGACGGGCGCAAGGGGGUCCGGCUGCCCCGCAUCUUCCAUGUCAACUGGUUCCGGCGUGACGAGGCAGGCCGCUUCCUGUGGCCAGGCUUUGGAGAGAAUGCCCGGGUGCUAGACUGGAUCUGCCGACGGCUUGACGGGGAGGACAGUGCCCGAGAGACACCCAUCGGGCUGGUGCCUAAGGAAGGCGCCUUGGAUCUCAGCAGCCUGGGAGCCAUAGACACCACCCAGUUGUUCUCCCUCCCCAAGGACUUUUGGCAACAGGAGGUUCAUGACAUUCGGAGCUAUCUGACAGAGCAGGUCAACCAGGAUCUGCCCAAGGAAGUGCUGGCUGAGCUGGAGGCCCUGGAGGGACGUGUGCGCAGAAUGUGACCUGAGCCUUCAGCUAGCGAGGGGGCACAGCACCCCCUACCCCUCCUCCAACUCCCCUGAAAUAAGCCACUAGGCUUGCAGAAACUAUGAGCGACUUAACAACACUCAUCCUCUGGGUGCUGUGAGAUCAGGCCCCAGAGCUUUCCCCACAUGCUGCCUAAUAAUGAAAUGUUCAUUUAUAUAACA